GUUACGGAUCGUGGCAAGAAUGUUAACUUCGACAUUAAAUGCCAGACAAGAAAAUAACGGUGAAUAUGCAAAGCCACGGGAAAUUGAUUUUAUGAAGUUUUAUUUAUAUUCAAUUUAAUCGUGUUAUUUAUAUUUGAUAGAAUGAUGGAUUGAUAGAAUCAACAUAUUUUAAAUAUAUUAUUUAACUUAUCAUUCGAGUUGUCAAUUUUUGUCAUAGUCACACGGUCAAAAGUAAACAAUCACAAACGGUAGAUGCAUAAAGUGCGUAAUCAGAAAUUAAUUUAAAUGAUAUAUUGAAUUGUUUAAAACUGUGUGGUAUACCGGUGUGGUUAUCAUCAUGACAAAUAUUUGUUGUAUAUGUGGGAAAACGAAAUGUUCGUAUAAAUGUCCUGUUUGUGAAGAAGCUUAUUGUUCCAUAGGUUGCUGUAAGGAGCAUAAACUAAAUAAUUGUCAAUCACUGAAGUCUCAGGAGAACGAAGUUAUAGAAGAUACGAAGGAUAAAAUUAAAUAUGAUUUUCCGACAGAAGACACAGUUCCCAUUGAAAAAUUGAACCAGUUACAUCAUAGUGAAGAAUUAAAGAACUGCUUAAAGAAUCCGCAUGUACGAAAUAUAAUGCGUGCAAUUUUAACAGAUAAGAAUCCAACAAGAGCUAUCGCUUUAGCUAUGACUGAACCAAUAUUUGUAGAAAUGGCAGAUGCUUGUUUGAAAGUUGUUGAACCUGAAGUUAACGAUGAAUUAUGUUAAUAUAUAUAGAUCUAUAUCACAUUAGAACACAUAUGAGGAGAUUACAAUAAAAUAUUUU
This is a messenger RNA of Bombus pyrosoma, 803 nucleotides long. RefSeq names its product zinc finger HIT domain-containing protein 3. Gene Ontology annotation, molecular function: protein binding. NCBI's taxonomy places the organism in Eukaryota, Metazoa, Arthropoda, Insecta, Hymenoptera, Apidae. Bases 338 to 745 code for a protein of 135 amino acids. The transcript has 2 exons. The record is from RefSeq and is a predicted model, not a curated record.